GAACCGAGACGGGAGGUCAUUCAGAGUAGCAGCAGAGGGAAGCCUUGGUGCGAUAGAGCGGGCGAUGGAAGAUGCGGUCAAACUCGGAAAGAAAGUCGUGUUCGAACCAGCUGUGGGCAUGACCUUCAAUUCUGAGCAGGAGGCUUAUGAAUUUUACAACGCAUACUCGUGGGAACUAGGGUUCGGCAUCAAGCGUGGGAACAAGUAUGUCAACGGCAACAAUUACAAAUCUAAACAAGAUUUGCUGUGCUCGUGUGAGGGCAAAGACAGUAAGCAAUUCUCAAGAUCUUCCAGGACACAGUGCCGCGCCAUGGUCAGACUGCUGCGGACUCAAGACGACGGUUGGUAUUAUGCCACAGUUGUGUUGGAGCACAAUCACAGAAUGGCUGAAACAAUAGGAGAAAGGAAAAUUUGGAAGUUCCACAACCACAUUGAUUCAUCAAUCAAAGAUUUAGUAGGCCACCUGCGCCUAAACAAUGUAUCACUGACCAAGGUUUACGGCGUCAUGUCAGAUAUGCACGGCCGUUAUGAAGAUGUGCCUUUCCGGAAGAGGUCUCUCCGCAACAUGUGUGCAGCAAUCGCAUAUGAGUCCAGCCAAGACGACAUCAACAAAACUCUCGCUUUGUUUUCAAGCAUGCAAGCCGAGAACAAAGGUUUUUACUUUGCGGUGAAGACUGACGAUGAAAGAAGGGUAUCUGGAUUGUAUUGGUGCCAUCAAAAAAGCAGGGCAGAUUAUACAUGUUUUGGUGAUGUUGUGACUUUUGAUACAACAUAUAAGAGCAACCUAUACGAGAUGCCUGUAGGCAUGUUCAUCGGCGUAAACAAUCAUUAUCAAUGUUGUGUUUUUGGCUGUGUUGUGCUUCGUGAAGAAACUGUAGAAUCUUUCGAGUGGGCAUACGAAACUUUCUUAUCUUCAGUGGACAACAAAGUACCCAAGACGUUCUUGACAGACCAAAGCAGGCAGAUGGAGCUUGCAAUUGCUUCAGUCAUGCCAACCACUAUCCACAGAUGGUGCAAAUGGCACGUUUUCAAAAAGAUGAAGGAAAAAGUGGGCAACGUAUACAGAAAGGGUUCUGCAUUCCGCAUAGAGUUUGACAUGCUCAUCAAUGAGAUGAUGACCGUGGAUGAGUUUGAAAAAGAGUGGGAUGUAUUAAUGUAUACAUAUGGUCUCGACAGAAACUCAUUCAUGAAGCAAGUUUAUGAGGUUAGGGUAAAGUGGGCGAAACCAUACCUGAAGGACAACUUCUGCGCAAAGAUGUGCAGCACUCAAAGAAGCGAGUGCAUGAACAAUGUUUUAAAAAGCUAUGUCGCAAGAUCAGCACCUCUCAACAGUUUCGUCAUCCAAUUCAAUAAAAU
Molecule: messenger RNA, 1356 nt
Organism: Triticum dicoccoides
Lineage: Eukaryota; Viridiplantae; Streptophyta; Magnoliopsida; Poales; Poaceae
Product: protein FAR1-RELATED SEQUENCE 5-like
Exons: 3
Source: RefSeq, a predicted model, not a curated record